AUGAUCUUUUUUGUAUUGCUUCUCUUUCUUUCUUUCGCCGAUGCUCACCCCUACGAUGAAAAGCUUGUCGACUACAAUAUUAACUUGAACAAAACUGCUGGCACGAACGUCUUAUCUUAUGUAUCUGAUUGGCCUGAGAAGCGUGCAUCGGGGUAUACUCCAAGUCCUACAAAUUGGCGUUCUCUGCCUACUUAUACUGUGCUUUUAGACAAGAUUUUUGAUGGUGAUCCUUCGAACAACGAUUUCUAUGGCACGCGUUACGAGUGGGACCUUUCGGCAAACCAACUUCGUCAUGGAGGGGAUAUCACUGGGUUUGCACAGGACAGGGUACUCGAUUACAUCUAUGGAAUGGGUUAUCGUACAAUCUACAUUGCGGGUACACCCUGGCUCAAUAUGCCAUGGCAAGCAGAUGGCUACUCAGCUCUCGAUUUCACCCUUUUGGAUCCACAUUACGGUACAAUCGCUGAAUGGCGUGCUGCGAUUGAUAAAAUCCAUGCCAAAGGGAUGUAUGUGAUGCUGGAUUUGACGACCACCACAAUGGGCGAUUUGAUAGGCGUAAAGUCCUUUCUCAACACCUCCGCGCCUUUCAACCUACAAGGAUAUGAGGUUGAGUACAAGAACCCUCCACAUGGCCCUUGGGGCAUCAAUCAAUACGUGGACUUCAACUUCACCAACACCCGAAGCUCAGACUGUAAAAUGCCAAACUUUUACAACCCCGAUGGCACCUUGCUCACUACUUUAGGCGAGACAGUAAACGGUUGCUACAAAGGGGACUUUGAUCAAUAUGGUGAUGUCGAAGCCUUUGGUGUCCAUCCGGAUUGGCAACGUCAGUUGUCCAAGUUUGCUUCCGUGCAAGAUCGUCUGCGGGAAUGGGACAACAGUGUUGCUGUAAAAUUGGAGCAUUUGGCUUGCAUGACACUCCAAGCUCUUGACCCGGACUCGUUUCGAAUCGACAAAGCUACACAACAGACUGUUGACUUUGUCGGAAAAUGGGGUCAAGCUGUCAAGACGUGCGCGAAAGCUAUUGGAAAAAAUAACUUCUUUAUUCCGGGUGAAAUAACGGGUGGAAACACUUUUGGAUCCCUUUAUGUCGGUCGGGGGCGGCAACCUCAACAUUACGCAAAUCUCGGAUUCCGUGAAGCUGCACAAGUCAAAGCAAACCAGUCCCAAUACUUUUUGAGGGACGUGGGUGUCAAUGGUCUCGAUGCUGUUGCCUUUCAUUACUCGGUAUAUCGCUCUUUGACGCGGUUUUUGAGUAUGGAUGGUAAUCUUGAUGUAGCCUAUGACGUUCAAACCAACUGGGUUACUGCUUGGAAUCAGAUCUUUGUCUCUAAUGACUUUUUAAACCACGACACUGGUUUAAUCGAUCCUCGUCACCUUUAUGGAACAUCAAAUCACGAUGUUUUCAGAUGGCCUUCCUUGGCCAAUGGUACUCAAAAGUUGCUGCUUGGACAAUUGAUCACCAACCUGGUUAUGCCUGGUAUCCCGUUAGCUUUCUAUGGGGAAGAGCAAGCAAUGUAUCUUUAUGACUCACAAGCCGAUAACUAUUUGUACGGUCGUCAGGCUAUGUCCGCCACUCGUGCCUGGCAAACACACGGGUGUUACCGUGUAGGAUCACAGCAGUAUUUCAAUAUGCCUCUGGAGAAAGCUUUACACGGCUGUAAAGACGAGUGGAAUAGUUUGGAUCAUUUUGAUCCCACCGCUAGCGUCCGAAAUGUCUUUAAUCACUUCAUCUACCUUCGUACUCAAUAUGCCGCACUCCAGGAUGGCUUCAAUCUCAUACAGCGCGGAAAUUGGACAACUUUUGGACAACUUCCUGGCUCUAACAAGACGCAAACCGAAUGGGGGCUUUGGAGUGUCAGUCGGGGACCAAUGGACAAUGAAAUUCUCUCUGGUCCGAACCCCAAUGUUACCGUUUGGAUCCUCUACAGUAACUUGAACGAGACCAAGACUUUUGAGUACGACUGCAACACAGCAUUCUGGAUUUCGGCACCCUAUGCAGCCCCCGCGACUGUUCGGAACCUGCUUUAUCCUUACGAAACUUACAAUCUGGCUGGAUCGCAAUCGCCGUAUUAUUUAGACGGCAAGGCACCGUACCGUGGAUGUCUAGAGUCUAUCACAAUGGACCCGUUAGGGUUCAAAGUUCUGGUCCCAGUCCAAAGUUGGACCCCGCCACUUCCUCGUCUCGUCUCUUUUACCCCUGGUCAUGACGCACGAAUCUUAUCUCACCCGAACGAUGAUACACAUGUCAUCAAUUUCAGUCUCUCGUUUUCAGAUGAGAUGGCAUGCAACGACGUUUCGUCCGCGUUAUCUCUUUCCUACACUAUAGACCCCGCGUCCACGCACAAACCUCAAAUCAACAUCGCAGGAGCAUCAUGCACUUCCACGUCCCCAGCUCUUGCCAAUUACUCGCCUGCACCUGCCGCCGUAUGGACCUGGGCAAGCACGAUCACUGAUGCUGUAGACGGGAUUUACCAGAUCACAGUAAACAACGCUACAAACAAAGAUGGAAUCCACACACACACAGUAGACCAUCUUUUACUGCGUAAAGGUACAGAAGAUAAUCCGGUGGUGUUCCAGACGACAGUCUAUUCGCGAAGUGUCUUGCAAAAGGGCUCAGAUGGUGGCAUGAAGAUAGUCUCCAACGCACCUGGUUCUGAUCUUAUGCGUUACUCAACUGACUUUGGACAAACAUAUUCAAAAUGGAUGGAUUAUGCAACAGAAUUUAAGUUACCUGACACGGCUUUCAAUGCUAAGCAAUUUUGGGAAGGAAAUCACAUUCGAGUGCAGUACUAUUCGAAAAUGGCCGGAUCAGCAGCACAAGCCGUCGACUCUGACUAUGGACUUUCUGAUACGACUCCUCGGAGGUUCCCUCAAAUGUUGCUGAGAGGACCAUUCAAUUCAUGGGGAUUUGAUAUGGGUACGAAGAACGUAUUCACCGCGCUAGACGGGAACUGGACAUUUGAUAUCAUGACAUCGUGGCCUAACUACUUCCAGGCGACAGUGUUUAGCACAGACGAGGAGUCGUACUACGGUGAUGUAGAUGGAGACGGCGCAUUGGACGUACUUCCACCGAACACUUUGGCCCCAAACUACUUUAACCUCUCUCGGCCGAUGUCACCCUACCUCGGAUGGAGGAUAAUGAUCAAUCAGACUGACAUGACUUGGGGUGCUGUACCCAUCGGAGACGAGACAGUCGGAAUUAUCAUGUUUUUCCUUCUUGGUAUCAUUCCACCGCUCACUGCUUUGCUUGCAUGCUGGAUUUUCCGGAGAGCCUUUUACUCGAUCAAAGUGAACAAGUACGGCUUCAAAGAGAAGAAGGGCUUCGGGCUUCUUCCCUUCCUCGACUCAAUGAAGCAAAAAUCCAAUGACUAUCGUUCAGAAAAAGGUGAAAAGGGGAUGCUUGCUUCUGGUAUUGGUGCUGCAAUGGGACUUAAAAUGCGAACUGGCACACGCUGGCCGGAUGACAUGACGGCUAGGCGAAAAGUCUUGAUUGCGACACUUGAGUAUGAGAUCGCCGACUGGAAAGUCAAGGUCAAAAUUGGUGGUCUGGGUGUCAUGUCUUCGCUGAUGGGAAAAGCGAUGCACGACGUGGAUCUCUUGUGGGUGGUACCGAAAGUCAAGGACUUGGAAUACCCAGAAGCUGAUCCUGCACCUCCAAUUGAAGUCACCAUCUUCGGCGAAAAGUACCUCAUAGAAUGUCAAACUCACCAGCUCGAUAACAUCACAUAUUAUCUUUUGGAUUCACCUGUCUUCCGAGCUAACACCAAGUCAGAUCCCUAUCCGGCUCGCAUGGACGAUCUAAGUUCAGCAAUAUUUUAUUCGUCUUGGAAUCAAUCUAUCGCCACGAUCUGCCGUCGCAAUCCGGAUCUUGACAUCUACCAUAUCAAUGACUAUCACGGAACGCUUGCGCCAUUAUACUUGCUUCCAACUGUCCUGCCUGUAUGCCUUUCUCUUCACAACGCCGAGUUUCAAGGUCUGUGGCCGCUCAGGACUAAAGAAGAAGCCGACGAGGUGUGCAGAGCAUUCAACUUAUCCAAGGACAUAUGUACGAAGUACGUUCAAUUUGGAAAUGUUUUCAACUUGCUACACGCCGCGGCCAGUUUUAUCAGUCAUCACCAGAGGAGUGUGGGAGUGGCUGGAGUGAGUGACAAGUAUGGUAAACGAAGUUGGGCACGUUACCCCGCACUUUGGACCCUCAAGACUAUCGACUCUCUUCCCAAUCCUGAUCCAACCGACAUCGAAGCACUAGACCUUGUGCCUCGAAACAUGAAAAACGUCGAGAUCGAUGAAGAGGCAGAAGCCAAACGACCAGAAGACAAGCGGAAGACGCAAGAAUGGGCGGGGUUAGUUCAAGACCCUAAUGCUCAACUGUUUGUCUUUGUUGGAAGAUGGUCCCUUCAAAAAGGUGUCGACUUGAUUGCAGAUGUCUUUACAACAAUCUUGGAGAAGCGUACAGAUGUACAAUUGGUCGCCGUAGGACCAGUCGUAGAUUUGUAUGGCCGUUUCGCCGCUGUCAAGCUUAACCGGCUCAUGGAAAUGUAUCCUGGUAGAGUUUUUUCCAAACCCGAAUUCACUGCUUUGCCGCCAUUCAUCUUUUCUGGUGGCGACUUUGCGUUAAUUCCUAGUCGUGAUGAGCCCUUUGGACUAGUUGCCGUCGAAUUUGGUCGCAAAGGUGCACUGGGUGUUGGAAGUCGACUUGGUGGCUUGGGUCUUAUGCCAGGAUGGUGGUUCCCAGUUGAGAGUGAUAGUACGUCUCACAUGCAUUCCCAGUUUACAAAGACCAUCAAGGCGGCUUUGAAGUCUACCAACGAGGAACGUGCUGUUCUGCGAGCUCGGUCUGCUCUACAACGCUUCCCAGUCCUUGAAUGGCGUAGCCGAAUGGAAAACAUGCAUCGUCGAUCUAUCAAGGCCUCUCGUAAAUAUGCGGGUCAACUGGCUGCUGGUCCUGGUUCCGGUAACGAUCAUUCUCUUACGAAUGGGGAUAUGGAGCUUGGUCACCAUCCUGUCCACUCGCCACCAGAAUUACUUUCAACACCAUCCUAUGGUGUGUACAAUCGGAGGGCCGGCGGGAGAGACACCCUUGGACCAUUUGAUACACCCACAAGUUCAACUUAUUUUGACAAAGACGACGAGCAAGAUCCGCUGAGACGACCCAAUCUUUCUCGUAACUCGUCAACUAUGGGGUCUGACUUGCCGUAUGCCAAUGCUGGUCUGGGAUCCCCGAUUGUUGAUAAUUUCUAUGCUUCUGGUGGAUCUGGUGCGGCGAGCGAAGAUGAAACGGAUGAAUCUGUUUUCAAACGCAUCUCACUCGCGCCAGAAACCUCGGCAAUGGGCGAUCAAGAUGAUGAUCAAUACGGAAGUUUUCUCACCAAGGCUAAUCGGCAACUGAAUCGAUCUCUAACAAGAAAGUUAACCAAGACAUACGGAAGGCAUGCUGUAAAAGACCCAUUCAUUGCAGCAGGGAGCUCCACUGCUGAACCAUUAUCGUCAUUUGCGGAGGAAGAUGUAGUUCUACGACCACCGAUCAGACCAUUCGGUUCUAAUUUGGAUGCCAACCGAAUCAGUACAGCGUCAUUUGACUCUAUCAACUCGAUCAUGGAGGAUCAUGGGGCUGAUUCACCUUUGAACAAAGCGAUUGAAGGCUUCACUGACGAAAAUGGUGAAGUUACUCAAGGUUUCAUCGCUAAACUAUCGGAACUCAACUCGGCCAACUCUAAGGCAGACUUGUGCAUCGCCGAAUACUUAGUGGCAGCUGAGAAAGCCCAUUUCAAAGGUGUUCGAGAUGACAAAUUGGCCUUGGCAAGAUCCAGUCGCGCCGAUUCUCACUUUCACUCGGUCAAAGCGGUAUCGUCUCGUCGACCUCUGUCUCGAGCGGUCAGCGACAUCAGUGCAUACCACUCACCAACCGAUGCGAUGACAGAGACUCCUUAUGGCAGUGAUCAAGCGUUGAAUACUACUAUUGGUCUCAACAAGUGGCAAGUCAGGCUUCAGCAAGUGUAUGGUGGCUGGCCUGUUUACACUAUUCUACUCGCACUUGGCCAAGUCCUUGGAGCCACGAGUUUUCAGCUCUCUCUGUUAGGUGGGACAAGUUCGCAGCGAACUUUUGAUUUAUACAUCAUCGGUGGUGUGAACAUUAUCGGAUCGAUCUGUUGGUAUGCUUUGAACAGUAUCAAGCCUGCUAACUGGUCUCUUUCGAUGCCAUGGCUCUUUUUCGCAAUGGCAUUCAUCCUAAUUGGAGUGCCGUCUCUCACGGAGACGACCAAGACAUAUGCUUUCCGACAUCCUAUCUCCCUCAUAGCCUCAAGUUUUUACGCCUUUGCAUCUGCUGCUGGAUUCCUCUUCUUCAGCACCAAUUUUGGAGAAGAGGCCGGAGGAGCGAGUGACACUUGGGUUUUCAGAGCUUGUGUUGUGCAAGGCACGCAGCAGAUAUGGGUUGCUGCCUUAUGGUACUGGGGAUUCAAACUUCAAGGCACAGACCCUUCUGACACAAGUUCAGUCCCGUCAGCUUGGAUCAAUGCUAUUACCAUGACACUCGGACUAGUGUGCAUCUUUAUCGCAUACGUUUUGUACGUUGGCUUGCCAACUUACUACCGCAACGUACCGGGACGGGUGCCUAACUUCGUCAAGACUUUGUUCAGGCGGAAACUCGUGUUGUGGUACCUCGCGGCUGAGAUUCUCCGUGAUUACUGGCUCUCGGGACCGUAUGGCCGAAAUUGGUCAUUCCUGUGGACUGGUCACUCAAUUCCAGUUUGGUUCACAGUCCUUCUCGUUAUCAUUUUCUUCAUCGGCAUUUGGGGAGUGAUGAUGUGGGUCUUGAGUCGUAUUUCCAAAAGACAUACUUGGCUUCUUCCGAUAUUCGCAGUGGGAUUGGGUGCCCCUCGAUGGUGCCAGAUGCUUUGGGGAACAAGUAGUAUCGCUCUCUACCUUCCAUGGGCUGGUGUCGCAGGACCUUAUCUAGCUACAUCUCUGUGGCUUUGGUUGGGUGUCCUAGACGCAAUUCAAGGAGUUGGUCUCGGUAUGAUCUUGUUACAAACUCUGAGCCGAGUCCACGUAGCAGCAACACUCUGCCUAGCGCAAAUCAUUGGAUCAACCGCAGUUAUUGUUGCACGAGCAACAGCUCCCAACCGUAUCGGACCUGGGAACGUGUUCCCAGAUCUGGGAUUGUAUGACCCGCGUGGGCUUCUUUCGGAUUCGCCACUCGCAAACUGGGAAUUCUGGGUCGCUCUAUUUUCACAACUGAUCAUUGUAGCGGGCUACUUGGCCUUGUUCAGAAGAGAGCAAUUGUCUAAACCUUAGCUUCCUUACCUCGACUUAAUUUUUUUGCUUACUAUUUGUUGUUUAAGAAAUCACCUCAUAUCUCACUUUCCAUUUCAAUUAUUGACAUUUCAUUCAAGCAUAUCUUUAGUUCAAUGUAUCACAGUUAUCUCAUAGUCAUUGUUCAUUAAAAUAGAAACAUUUCUCUUUGGUUCCAUUGAAGGAUCAUUC
Messenger RNA from Melampsora larici-populina 98AG31, 7488 nucleotides. RefSeq names its product family 5 glycoside hydrolase family 13/glycosyltransferase. The transcript is spliced from 20 exons. Gene Ontology annotation, biological process: fungal-type cell wall (1->3)-alpha-glucan biosynthetic process. The record is from RefSeq and is a predicted model, not a curated record. Gene Ontology annotation, cellular component: fungal-type cell wall. Gene Ontology annotation, molecular function: alpha-1,3-glucan synthase activity. NCBI's taxonomy places the organism in Eukaryota, Fungi, Basidiomycota, Pucciniomycetes, Pucciniales, Melampsoraceae. The coding region runs from base 1 to 7299 and encodes 2432 amino acids.